This is a messenger RNA of Lodderomyces beijingensis, 495 nucleotides long. NCBI's taxonomy places the organism in Eukaryota, Fungi, Ascomycota, Pichiomycetes, Serinales, Debaryomycetaceae. The record is from the annotation of a GenBank genome assembly.
AUGUCUGGCACGAAAAUCUCCCUAAAGAAGAAGAAAGGCCCUAAGAAACUCCUACGGAAAGACGAUGGCAGCGAUUACGGUGAUGAUGAUGAGGAGGAGAAUAACAAUCUCAAGCUGACAAAAGCGCAAGAGAUCACCUCAUUUGGAAAAGAAUCUCAACAAAAGAAACCGGUCCAGGUAAAACUCCAGAAUGUCAACCAUCUGCUCCGACCGCGGGCUAGAGAUGCCAGCGAUAAGGAAGACGAUUGUUCAGAAGAGGACAAUGAGAUAGACCCCGACGACUUUGGAGCGUGUUAUCUCCGAGCAUUGGGAUGGAAAGGGGAAGAUGAGGAGACCAGGCCGGGGCGCCAUGAGCCAAAAGCAAACAACACCACUACUCACAGGCAACAGGGAGUAGCCUUGGGAAUAGGGGCAAAAGCGGUAUCUGUGGAUUUGGCCAAGGAAUUGCAGAGUCAAAUUGACAUUCCCGUGGUGAAGAAAAGUAGAAAGGAGUAA